Messenger RNA from Solanum verrucosum, 696 nucleotides. RefSeq lists its product as uncharacterized. The transcript is spliced from 3 exons. NCBI's taxonomy places the organism in Eukaryota, Viridiplantae, Streptophyta, Magnoliopsida, Solanales, Solanaceae. Bases 1 to 696 code for a protein of 231 amino acids. The record is from RefSeq and is a predicted model, not a curated record.
AUGGGUUUAUUUGUGUCUGGGCUUUCCCGCUUGUCAAUCAAAGAGGGUAAGAGUGCUAUGUUGAUAGGAGACAUGGAUAUAGCCAGGCUUAUGAUCCAUGUGCAGCAGGUGGAGGAAGACAAGUUGAAAUAUAAGGAAGAGUUUCAUUAUAAGAGGGCCAAGACUACAGGUAAUCAGGCCACUGGGCCUGCUCCAUCAUUGGCUAGUGGAACUACACCAAAGAAUAGAGGUGAGUUCAGGAAUCAAAAUUCGCAGAACUUCAGAGCUCAACCUACUCAGUCCCAGGGUAUUGUGGCACAAAGGGCCAACUUGACUCUUACAUGUGCUGAAUAUGGUAGAAACCACGUAGGAGCAUGUCAUGAUGGCUCCACUAGAUAUUUCAAGUGUUUUCAAAUAGGUCACUUCAUGAGAGAGUGUGCUAAUAACAAGCAUGGUAAUGUUAAUGUGGGCAAUAGAGCACAAUCUUCUUUAACGGCUCCACUAGACAGAGCUGAACCUAGAGGAGCCACUUUAGGGACAGGCAAAGGAGCAAACCGUAUAGUUCCAAUUGUGAGUGAGCUUCUAGUGGUACUUUCAAAUGAUCUUCCAAUAGUCCCUCCUGAGAGAGAAAUUGAUUUUGGCAUAGAUAUUCUUCGCGAUACUCGACCUCUAUCUAUUACACCAUAUAGAAUGGCUCCAACCGAGUUAAAAGAGUAA